CUAGCCUACAAGUAGCAGACGCGGCUUAUAUUCUACGUCGCACCUAUGCUACUUGUUUUACUACUCCGAUGCAGAAGGUGGCAGCUAGUGUUUUACUAACACAGAGUUGGCAAAUCUGGAGCAAGAAACAAGCUUCUGAGCUCUGCUGUGUGCAGGCAGGCAAGGAGAGAUUGAGGAGAAGGAAUUCAAAGCGCGAACUUCACAACAUCACCUGUAAUUGCAAGUCAGGGUGUAGUCUAUGUAUCCCAUUCUGUAUUAGUCGGGUGUACCCGUAAUCCGACCAUAGACGUGGUAUUGAAAUGACCUCGCCUUUUUUUCCUUGAAAAAAAGAAGUGACCUCGCUUCCAAUUGAUAUGCGACGUGCGCAAGCAACGAAUGGUGUGUGCCUGAUAGUAUCUGUGGAAAAACACUUAAGAAUAGCACAAUUGUUCACAACUUCCGCGUCUAAGUAGCCUAACCUAUGCAGAAUGGAUCCAAACAUUAUCACCAACACGGACGUGGUACAGCUGCCGUCCAGCGUCAUUGUAAUUGCAGUUUCGUGCCAUGGAAUUUUUGAUCUGGACACACCCACCGAGUUGGAUACUUUGUCGAAAGGCCCCACGUUCUCCUUCAUUAAGGCUAUUCAAGCAAUGAAUGAAAAACUGACGGGCAAAACUCCCAAGGUCACUUUGUUUGAUGUGAUUAUAUUGGCCAAGGAUUUACAAGGGAACCAGGCAAAGAUAGAAAAUAGCAUUAAACAUUACGGUCUUCCAAUAAGUAGAUGUUGGUUUUUCAACAAUGAAGAAUUUACGCAAAGCCUUAAAUCCACAAAUGCAAAAUUAUUCCUGUCCAUGGACUCCAGUGAUGUCUGCAAGGCCUUGCAAGAAGGAGUUCCAGCUGCACUGCUGUUCCCUCAGACCCAGGCCCAGGCCGAGGGGGAUAAGGAGCAGGUUGCAAACCCACUCAAAGUCCUGCUGUCAGGGGAUGUAAUGGGCCUGCCAGAGGAGAAACUGUCCGAGGCAGGAUUGAGUCAGCCCCAGCUCCAGACAUUUAAAGCAGCUAAGGCCUCCAUGGCAGAGUUUGCUGCAGUGAUUCGGGAGAUGAGGAGACAUUUUGCCAGGGAGGACAGCCCCCUGCGGGUGACGCUGAUGAGCGUUCUGGGCUCCAGCAAGGAAUGGGCCAGUGCCCUGCUGACGGCACGGGGUUUGGGGCUGGAGGUGGAUGAGGCCUACUGUUUGGCUGGCGCCUCCAGUGGCCCCAUUCUGAACUGCAUUCAGCCUCACAUUAUGUGCUAUGAUGGACUGUACAGUGUGACAGAAGUACCAGCAUUGUCCUGAAAAAUGAAUACAUAACUUGUUGGGAGGCUGUGGUUCCCUGAUUAUUAAUGACAUUGAGUGACGCAUGAGUCCAAAAUAUUUGAGAUUCAGGAUUAUCUUGAUAUUUUGAUGUGCCAAAGCAUUGUGAUAGAUAUCAUUGCCAAUUACGGCUUGAUAUAGAUAGCUAUAAUUGCCAGUUAUGAGUUCUGUACUCUAAAUAUUCUAAAAAGUACAAAUAAAAUGCUGUGGGUGCUAUAUUUCUCCUAAA
This is a messenger RNA of Alosa sapidissima (American shad), 1563 nucleotides long. Its product is annotated as cytosolic 5'-nucleotidase 1A. The coding region runs from base 468 to 1316 and encodes 282 amino acids. Gene Ontology annotation, molecular function: 5'-nucleotidase activity; nucleotide binding; magnesium ion binding. The transcript has 7 exons. Gene Ontology annotation, biological process: adenosine metabolic process; nucleotide metabolic process. Gene Ontology annotation, cellular component: cytoplasm; cytosol. The record is from RefSeq and is a predicted model, not a curated record. NCBI's taxonomy places the organism in Eukaryota, Metazoa, Chordata, Actinopteri, Clupeiformes, Clupeidae.